Molecule: messenger RNA, 1761 nt
Organism: Paramuricea clavata
Lineage: Eukaryota; Metazoa; Cnidaria; Anthozoa; Malacalcyonacea; Plexauridae
Source: the annotation of a GenBank genome assembly
CUCUGCCUGCCCCCAACGUCCUCGUGAUCGUUAGUCCUCCGUCGGAUAAGUACAGCUUUCGUAAUUUGUGACUGCUGCUGUGCUUUCGCAUAGUUCUUUGCAGUGUAGGCUAUUCUGGCCUUAAGCCGUUGCUAGCACUGUUUGACUGCCACUGGCAUUCUUUGUUGCAAGGAUACUGCUUGUGUCCUGCCUUUUGUUAGCAUGAGCGUUAUCGUGGCCGUACCUGCUUGGUACGAUAUUAUAUUUGUUUAAAUUGCUAGUAUUGUUUAUUGGUAAAGGCACUGUUUGUUGCACAGGGCACUGCUUGUGCCCUGCCAUUGUUAGCUUAUCGUGUACGUACCUGCUUGGUACAAUUUAUCUUGUGCUAGCAUCGUUUACCUGAUAGGCACUGUUUGUUGCACGCGGCACUGCUUGUGUCCUGCCCUUGUUUGCUGAUAGUGUACCUGCUUGGUACAGUAUAUCGUUGCAUGCGUGUAUAGAUUGUCAACAUGUCAUUACUUAGCUCAAAUGUGUGUCGGUGGUUUUAUUUAUUUAUUUAUUUAUUUCUUCUGUGCGGUAAUGUCUCCCCCCCUAGCGGUUUUUUUGGGUUUUUUUUUAGCUCGUCCACCGCUUGGCCUCAAUAUUCCGGUUGCUGCCGUAACCCCCCUAAUCUUCGAGGAGUUUACUCGGGAAUUGGCUGCCUAUCCCCUGUCUAAAAGGCGCUAUGUCUUAGACGGGAUUCGGUUGGGCUUUCGUGUUGGUUGGGAGCCUGAUAGGGUAUCUUUGCGUUCUCGGACAUCUAAUAUGCGCUCUGCCUCUGACCAUCCAGAAGUCGUGGAUGCUUACCUGUUCUCAGAGUUAGCGGCCAGAUGCGUGGCAGGCCCGUUUACCAGCCCUCCGGUUCCGCUCCUUCGUGUCAGCCCCUUUGGUGUCAUCCCCAAGAAUCACCAGCCUGGCAAGUGGCGCCUUAUCCUCGAUCUGUCCUCGCCGGCUGGUCACAGUGUCAAUGACGGUAUCCCCAAGGAUCCUUACUCGUUGCAUUUUGUGAAGGUUGAUGACGCCAUUCGUGCUUUGGUCGAUAUGGGCCCCGGGGCGCUGAUGGCAAAGUUCGACGUCAAAGCAGCUUAUCGUAAUAUCCCGAUACACCCUGAUGAUCGUUACCUCUUAGGUAUGAAAUGGCGUGAUCGUUUCUACGUUGAUCUCGUGUUGCCAUUUGGUUUACGUUCGGCCCCGUUUAUCUUCAAUUCGGUUGCUGAGGCCGUGGAAUGGAUCUUGGUGCAUAAUAAUGCUGUCAGCCCGCUGUUCCAUUAUUUGGACGAUUUCUUAACCAUGGGUCCUGCCAAUUCGUCCAUUUGUCAAUCCCACAUGGAUAACGCUUUUACCGUGUUUGCCCGCUUGGGUCUCCCUUUGCAUUUGCAAAAGUGCGAGGGCCCGUUCACUGUUUUGGUGUUUCUCGGUAUCGAGUUGGAUUCCGUACAGCAGUUAGCUCGUUUGCCCCGUGACAAGGUCGAUCGCAUCCUGCGGCUUCUCCAGUCGUGGUCUCGUAAGAAAACGUGUACGCGUCGUGACCUGGAGUCCUUGAUCGAUCUAUUAUGCUGUUUUCGUCAUCGCGACCAUCCCAUUCGCUUGAAUGUUGAGUUUCGUAGAGACCUACAAUGGUGGCUGUCUUUUUUCUUAGAGUGGAAAGGAGUGUCCUUUUUUCUUGCGCCCGCGGUGUCCCAGUUACCUGAUCUAGUUAUUUCAUCCGAUGCGUCAGGUUCCUGCGGUUUUGGUGCCCUAUGA